Molecule: messenger RNA, 904 nt
Organism: Lynx canadensis (Canada lynx)
Lineage: Eukaryota; Metazoa; Chordata; Mammalia; Carnivora; Felidae
Product: tumor necrosis factor-inducible gene 6 protein-like
Biological process (GO): cell adhesion; negative regulation of inflammatory response
Molecular function (GO): hyaluronic acid binding
Source: RefSeq, a predicted model, not a curated record
AUGGAUCAUAGCGUAUUCAUGGCCUUUUGUGAAUUCACAGAACAAGCAGCAGGUGUGUACCACAGAGAAGCGAGGUCUGGCAAAUACAAGCUCACCUACGCAGAAGCCAAGGCAGUGUGUGAAUAUGAAGGUGGCCGUCUCGCCACCUACAAGCAACUAGAGGCAGCCAGAAAAAUUGGAUUUCAUGUCUGUGCUGCUGGGUGGAUGGCCAAGGGCAGAGUUGGAUAUCCCAUUGUGAAACCCGGGCCCAACUGUGGAUUUGGAAAAACUGGCAUUAUCGAUUAUGGAGUCCGUCUUAAUAGGAGUGAAAGAUGGGAUGCUUAUUGCUACAACCCACAUGCAAAAGAGUGUGGUGGUGUCUUUACAGAUCCAAAGCGAAUUUUUAAAUCUCCAGGCUUCCCAAAUGAGUAUGAUGAUAACCAGAUCUGCUACUGGCACAUUAGACUCAAGUAUGGUCAGCGUAUUCACCUGAGCUUUUUGGACUUUGACCUUGAAGAUGACCCAGCUUGCUUGGCUGACUAUGUUGAAAUAUAUGACAGUUAUGAUGAUGUCCAUGGCUUUGUGGGAAGAUACUGUGGAGAUGAGCUUCCAGAAGACAUCAUUAGUACAGGAAAUGUCAUGACCUUGAAGUUUCUAAGUGACGCUUCAGUGACAGCGGGAGGUUUCCAAAUCAAGUAUGCUGCUGUGGAUCCUCUAUCCAAAUCCAGUCCAGGAAAAAACACAAGUACUGCUUCUACUGGAAAUAAAAACUUUUUAGCUGGGAGAUUUAGCCAUUUAUAAAACAAAUAAGGACACUCAAGUGUUGAUGUCUGUAUCUUUUGGAACCCCUUUGAUCUCACUUUUAUAUUAUUAGUGGUAGCAUUUAUUUAUUAUUUUUCUAAAUGUGAAAGGCAAUAACUGAUAA